AUUUCAAUCGAGGAAUAUCCCAAAAAUCGCAGAGCUUCCUUCCUCUCUUCUGUUAAUUCUCGCCUUUGUCCGAAAGAGCCUUCCUUUCAAAAGCAGAGCAGUCUUUUCUGUGUGGAAUCAGCUCAGCUACUCAUUCAUAUAUCUAUUUGGGUGAAAAACAUGGCGGCUGCUACCAAUGUCUUGCUGCGAGAUGAGACCCUUCUUAUCUCUUCUUCCCCUCUUGAGAUCCGUAGAGCAGGAGAUACUUCUUCAGCUUCUCGUGGCCUCUCUCUUGAGAAGAAAAUCGAAGCCCUUGAGAGCCUCACUGGACAAGUGAGUAAUAGGAGAUCAAGGAGAUGGUUAAAUGAUCGUAUUCUGAUGGAACUUGUUCCUCGUUUAGAUGCUCAAGAAAUCAGAGGCUUGUUUGCUCCACCUCCUUGGGGUGAUGAUGUCCCUCCUUCUGCCUUUUCUUUGACUAAUGUUGGGGAAUGGGACAGAUUCAGAAACAUUGACAUGGACAAGGAGGCCAAUAUCAUGGACUCCUUGAACCAGUCAUCCGUAAGGCAGAAAGGUCAUGUGGAUGCUGAUAAGACCGCUGUUUUAACGGCUUGGAGAAGAAUAGAGUGUAGAACUAGAGAGGCUCUUCGACGCAGCUUUUUACCCGACCUCAUCGAGGGAUACGAGAAUUGUAUAAGUCAUUUCAUUGAGGAAGGUAGUGAAGGAGACGUUCUUGAGCUCAAGGUCCAAGACCCAUUCCAUAGAUUGCUUCUCCACGGUGUUUGUGAGUACCACAAUCUGGUGUCUACAACUGCGACAGAACAAAUAGGGAAGAAAGCAAUGAAGACAACAAAGAUCAAAUGGAAGAAGAGUGACGAGAAACUUAGCAUCAGCCUCGCCCAUUUCCUCAGGAUGUCAAAGGAAGGAGCUUGGUAACACAAACACACUCCUUUGUAGCUGUAACUCUUAUGAAUAAGAAAAAAAGCUGCAUUGGCCUCCUCUCUAUAUGCAGCAAAAGGAUUUAAUUUGCUUCUCCUGCUAUGUGGUCUUGUGACCUUUGUAUUGUAUUCUCAUUACAAACACUUUAAGUGAUAGAUUAAGUAGACAAACCAGUUCUACAGAUAAACAAUAAACAAUGUAUCAUUAAUUUACUU
This is a messenger RNA of Eruca vesicaria subsp. sativa (arugula), 1130 nucleotides long. The record is from the annotation of a GenBank genome assembly. NCBI's taxonomy places the organism in Eukaryota, Viridiplantae, Streptophyta, Magnoliopsida, Brassicales, Brassicaceae.